AAACAGAUUUUAAUAACAAAUUAACAAUGGUGUCUUUCGUUUUAUCCAUCUCUCCACAAAGUUGUCUACUUCCACGAUUACCCAUCUCUGAUUCUAUCAAUCGCAAAUCGAAACUCGUGUACUGUCUCUCCACAAGUGUCCGAGGAAGCUCCGUCAAGAGACAAUCCACGGCCAGAACUCGAAGGUUCACUGAGACAAAUCGUCGAACACCUUCCGUGCAAUCCAAACAUGAAUUCUGGGAAGACCCAGAUGAUGGUAGCGACAGUGAAAACGAAGAUGAAGAAGAAGAUGGUAUUGGGAAUGAUUUAGAUUACGAAAGUGAUUGGGAAGAUGAUGACUCGAGAGCCCAGAAACUUACUACAACAGACAACUACGAGGAAGAGCUUGCAAAAGAGGUUGAACAACUUCUUGAACCUGAAGAAAGAGCAAUUCUUCAGCAAAAUGAGAAACCAAAUCUCAAGAUGAUCUCAACAAAGAGUUGGAAACCACUACAGACACUUGCUCUGUCAAUGCAGAUUCAGUUAAUGGAUAAUCUCAUUGCAAAUGGACUAGACAUUGAUGAUGUUGACAAGGACAACCAAACCGCUCUUCAUAAAGCAAUCAUUGGUAAAAAAGAAGCGGUGAUUAGUCAUCUUUUGAGGAAAGGAGCAAAUCCGCAUCUUCAAGAUCGGGACGGUGCAGCUCCGCUUCAUUAUGCAGUUCAAGUUGGAGCCUUGCAGACUGUAAAACUACUAAUCAAGUACAACGUAGACGUCAAUGUUGCAGAUAAUGAAGGAUGGACUCCUUUACAUAUCGCUGUACAAAGCCGAAAUCGAGACAUUACAAAGAUCUUGUUGACCAAUGGUGCUGAUAAAACAAGACGAACAAAGGAUGGGAAACUAGCUUUGGACUUGGCUUUGUGCUUUGGAAGAGAUUUCAAUUUCGACACUGGCGCCCAUGGAAGUGCCUUUGCCAUCUGUACUACCAAAGGCUUACCCAAUGGUCUGCCUUCACAGUAUCUAGGGCUCAUCUCAAACAAUGAAGAUUUCUCCAAUCAUAUAGUAGCAGUUGAUCUUGAUACAAUGAAGAGCAGUGCAUUUGGUGACAUGAAUGAUAACCAUGUUGGUAUCGACAUCAAUGGCUUGGAAUCAGAGAACGCUUCUUCAGCAGGUUAUUACGAAGACGAUGGUACUUUCAAAGACAUGUCUCUUGUCAAUCGAAAACAGAUACAAGCGUGGAUUAAAUAUGAUUCCUCAAGGAAACAGCUUGAUGUCACACUGCAUUCUAUCAAUGUCCCUAAGCCAAAGAUUCCACUGCUUUCUCUAACCAAAGAUCUGUCGCCAUAUCUCCUCGAGUCUAUGUACGUUGGCUUCACUUCAUCCACAGGCUCUGCUCUUUCAUCUCACUAUACUCUUGGUUGGACUUUUAAGCUAAAUGGGAAAACUUCAAAUAUAGAUUUAUCUCGUCUACCAAAACUUGUGACUCUCGGAGUAGUCUGAAAAAGAUCUUGGCUAUAAGUUUGAGUUUAACUGUCGUCGCUGUCCUCAUCAUCUUAUCAUUAGAGUUUAUAAAAGGAGGAAACAACA
Arabidopsis arenosa is the source of this 1565-nucleotide messenger RNA. The record is from the annotation of a GenBank genome assembly. Lineage: Eukaryota; Viridiplantae; Streptophyta; Magnoliopsida; Brassicales; Brassicaceae.